Gryllus bimaculatus (two-spotted cricket) is the source of this 717-nucleotide messenger RNA. The record is from the annotation of a GenBank genome assembly. NCBI's taxonomy places the organism in Eukaryota, Metazoa, Arthropoda, Insecta, Orthoptera, Gryllidae.
AUGGGACAACUUCAAGGUGGAGGCAGUGAUGGCUCCGUGUCGAUGAGGCUCCAUCUUCAAAGUGGAGGCAGUGAGGUGACGGGAAGGAAGCCCCGAUGCCCCUCUGAUGGGCUCUUGGCUACGCCGUGGCAGAGGCCCGAUACUCCGGGCAAAGAGGAGGGACUUGUUACCGGCGCACCUGAGGCGUUCCCAACCCAGGCAUUGAAUAGGGUCGUUUCCGUGAGGGCAAACUGCCCUGUCGGCAUAUGCGCCUGCGCGAUUAUUAUUAUUAUUAUUAUUAUUAUUAUUAUUAUUAUAUUAACGCAAAAAAGGGGCGCGGUUUUUGGGCGGGGGCGCGCCCUGGCGGGCCGGCGGCGCGCCGGCGCUGUGCGAGGCAGGGACUUUCCCGCGCCAGGCCGCCCCCGCCGGCCGCCGCCCGCCCCGCGGCGCCGAGAGAGAAGCGCCGGCGCUAUAAAAGCCGCGCCGCGCCCGCGCCGACUCGUUGCCGACGCUCCACCCGCCUUCCAGCGUCCACGCCAGGCGACGCUCCGGACGCACGACAUGAGGCUCAUCCUGCUGCUCACGGCGCGGCCACGCGAUGGCGAGUGCGGCAGUCCAGGAGACGCGUCACGCGUGUUGAUGCGCGCGGGAGGGGAAAUGGCGAUACGCUGCAAUAACGGGACUUGUUACGCCAAUACGGUAGGGUAUGCGUCGCUCCUGUUCGAGCAAGCGCCAUGA